AUGUCUUUCCUUGUGUUGUUCAACAAGUCAGCGCAGCCACUGCGUUACAAGCUGCUAGCUCGUUUAACUGCCUAUAAUGGCUCUAUCCAUGCACUUGGGAUUUCUAAUGAUGGACACCUGCUUGCAUGUGGUGGAAUCAAGGGGAACAGUCAGUUGCGCAAUCUGGGCCACUACUAUGAAAACCACGGCAGAAACCCUCUGUUAUGGAACAGGCCUGGGUUAUAUCUACCCAAGUCGGUAGUGUUUGCAGAAAACCAGAGCAUCUAUGUGUUCGGGCUCUAUGAUGGCAACUUCAUGAAACUGAAGGAUGAAGAUGGUGACAUAGUGCAAGAAAUUAGCUGCAAAUCAGUGAUGCGAGAAACUACUGCUCUCGACCUGGGCGCGUUACUGACAUUAUAUAGUGGUCAUGCUGCGGUGUACUCAAAGCAGGGCAUUUUCAUUGUAGAUAAUACAACAGAUGGCUUUACAUUAUACUGCCUUGAAGGUGAUGGUGAGCCUGUUCAAAUGUUGGCAACUGGUUUGCCAAGCAUGUUGGUCCUGAAGCAAGUGGCAUUCGGGGAAGAAGGGCAGAUACUUGAAACCCUCCACCACACGGACACUGGCCUUGUGCAAACAACAUCCACACCCAAUCUCAAUGGCUGCUGCACAAUUGCCAGCACUUUGCCCAUGCCAGGGUGCGGGAAAACUACAAUCAAGAUAUGGGUGUAUGACUAUGCAGUGCCGAAGGUAUCCAAGGCGCCCUCAGGGGAUUACUGGUCCCUGUCACACAUACUGGUGAUGUUGACACGACUACUGGCACUGCUAUCUAUGAGUGUCUUCCUGCUGAUAAAUUAUAGAGACAGCUUUUUGCAUGUCCAAGCUGCCAUUAUAUUUGACGAGUAUGUAGAUAUCAAGAAGGAUGAUAAGGAAGGGCUGACCGAAGGAUACGUCAAAAACGACAUUAUGAUGCUCUGGGAAUUAGCAGUAAAGCUCAUGGAGCUAGCUCGAGAAGCGGAUGGAGAGAUCAACAAAGAUAACAUAGGGGCAAGUGCAAUACUGAUUACCCUGCGAGCAGUGAAAGGAGGUCGAACAUAG
Molecule: messenger RNA, 1074 nt
Organism: Suillus paluster
Lineage: Eukaryota; Fungi; Basidiomycota; Agaricomycetes; Boletales; Suillaceae
Exons: 7
Coding region: 1-1074 (357 amino acids)
Source: RefSeq, a predicted model, not a curated record